Molecule: messenger RNA, 1867 nt
Organism: Hibiscus syriacus
Lineage: Eukaryota; Viridiplantae; Streptophyta; Magnoliopsida; Malvales; Malvaceae
Exons: 5
Coding region: 1-747 (248 amino acids)
Biological process (GO): protein transport
Source: RefSeq, a predicted model, not a curated record
AUGACGAACUGCCCCAUUGAUUUGAAGGAAGCAAUAUCAAGUGCCAUAUUUGCAUCUGCAAGGUGUGAAGAAAUACCAGAACUCAAGGAUGUUUCCAAACAUUUAACGGCAAAAUAUGGAAAAGAAUUUACUUCUUCUGCACUUGAACUGCGUCCUAAUUCUGGUGUUGGUCGCAUGUUGGUUGAAAAACUGUCUGCUAAUGCACCUGAUGGCCCAACUAAACUCAAAAUUUUGACUGCAAUUGCUGAGGAACAUAAGAUCAACUGGAAUCCUGAAUCAUUUGGAGCGAAAGAAUCAAAUAUUUAUGAUGACAUGCUGAAUGGACCAAAUACUUCUAUGGAGGCCACCAAAAUUUCGGCAGAUCAUCCAAUUAUCCAAGCUUCACCCGGUCGUGAGCAGAGACCUCAAGGUGUUCAACUUCCUAAUAAUGAUAAAGAGCCACCUCAUGUUCAAGAUUCAAAACACAUUGGAAAAAGUGACGCACCAACAAGUUUCUAUAAGCACAACUCAAAAUCAUCUCUUCAGCCUAAUGAUUUUGAUUAUUCAAAUACUAGUACCAACAAUUCGAUAUCCUCUGGAACUUAUCCACCAAAUUCAAGACCUCAUGGAAUUGAGAAUCAAGGGAUGGAAGUUAGGAAUUCAUAUUCUGGGAAUAAGAGACCUUCCUCAAUACCAAGGCAACAUUGGCAAAUGGAAUUUAAAGAUGCUACUGCUGCUGCUCAGGCAGCUGCAGAAUCUGCAGAGUGAGCAAGCAUGGCUGCCCGAGCUUCUGCCGAACUUUCAAGCCGUGGAAAUAUCUCACAACAGCAUUCAAUGGAAUCACACAUGUCGUCUCCUCAUAGUAUGAAAGAUGAGGAUCUACAAAAGUAUACUCACUCAUCAUCUCAAAAUGAACAUUGUGCCAGAUAUCCGGUUAAUAAUUCCCAUCAUGGAAGGAAUUCUGGGCUUAUAAACACAGUAACGUUGCAAGGAGCAGUGAUAAGUCCACUGACAGUUCCUUCAAGUCGACUGCAUCUUCCUUCAUUGAAAAAGCAUCAGUGAAUAACGAAACUGCAGAUGCUUAUUCUCAAAUAAACAUGCCUGAAGGCAGGCAGAUGGAGCAUUUUGCUGAACUGAGUAUCAAUAGAAACUUGGGCAAAAAUGGGAUGCAAUUUGUGAAUGAACUGCAUGAUAUUAAGAAUCCUCGGAAUAUUGAUCACCAUGAAGUCAGGGUUGGAGAACAAUCAAGCGAUUCCUCUUCUCAUUCUCAACCGAACACUUUCACUGAUGAUCAUGAUCUUGUCUCUAAUUCAAAUUGGCAGAAGUCAGAAAAUGAAACGAGAGAUUUGGAUGAAAGCGGGAUGCAAUUUGAGAAUGGACUACCUGAUACAAAGACCCGUGAUGAUCGUGAUGUUGUAUCAAAUUUAAACAGUCAGAAGUCCAUAAAUUAUUCUGAUAAGGAUUUAUUUCUUCCCAAUGAUAAAGGAAGCCUUCCAAGAAGCACAAAAGAAACAACAGAUUCUUUUGACAAUGCCUCAGCAGUUUUCGAGGAUUACGGAUCAGAUAAUUAUGAAAAUUUGGUUUGGAGGAAGAGCAUAAAGUACAUGAAAAUAACAUGUACUUUUCAUCUCCAGGUCAAAGAUCACCUACUCAUCCAUUUACAACUGCAAAUUCUUGGAGCGUUCAGCAGAACAACAGUUCACCAGAAAAGUCUACUUCAAAAUCACAGAUUUUCUCAGAGGAGCGGACUAUGCCUGCCUUCUUUGAAAGUUCAACUAGCUUUUCAGUUCCUUCUAACGUGGAUGACUUGCCUGCAAAUUUUGAUGAUUAUGGUCCUUAUUCAGAAAGUGAAGAGGAGGUAGACAAAUCUAAGUUUGUCAGGAGUAGC